Clupea harengus (Atlantic herring) is the source of this 5107-nucleotide messenger RNA. Its product is annotated as protocadherin alpha-C2-like. Gene Ontology annotation, molecular function: calcium ion binding. The record is from RefSeq and is a predicted model, not a curated record. Gene Ontology annotation, biological process: homophilic cell-cell adhesion. NCBI's taxonomy places the organism in Eukaryota, Metazoa, Chordata, Actinopteri, Clupeiformes, Clupeidae. Gene Ontology annotation, cellular component: plasma membrane.
UCACAGGCACGUUGUGCUCAUCUCGCGCCCAGUUUGGGUGUGUGCUUUACAGGAGGCAUUGGAAGAAUGUCGUGUUGUCAUAUUUAAACAGAAUCCUUUUCUUUUUCGUGGACUUUACCGAAUAAUCAAAAUAUGGAGUCACAUAUUCGAGGGUCGCAAUGGAUAAGGUACGUCUCGGUAUUUAUAUGUCUGUAUGCCAGCCUGAGAAGAACAUCUGCCGUUACCCACUACACUAUACCAGAGGAAAUGGAGGAAGGAUCGGUGGUGGCCAACCUGGCUACAGAUCUAGGGCUAGACGUUCAGUCUUUAACGAAACGUAAGAUGCGGUUAGACGUUAUCGCCAAUAGGAAAUAUCUGGAUGUGAACCGAGAGACUGGUGACCUCUACAUUUUGGAAAGGAUUGAUCGAGAAAUGUUGUGUCCUUUUAAAAUGACGACUUCGAACUGUUUUCUUAAACUGGAUGCAACCAUCGAAAAUCCCAUACGAAUGUUUAAUAUCGAGUUAGAAAUAGUUGACAUUAAUGACAAUGCACCCCACUUCCGCAGAGAUACAAUGCAUUUAGAUAUUUCUGAGUCUACUCCUACAGGCGAGAGGUUUUCUCUGAACAAUGCUGUUGACCCUGAUUUCGGCACAAACUCAAUUAAAACAUAUCGUUUAAGUGAGAGCGAGCAUUUUAACAUUGAAAUACAGACAGGCAGAGAUGGUUCGAAAUUUGCCGACCUGAUUCUGACUAAAUCUUUAGACCGAGAGAAGAAGGCAAUCCACAAUCUAAUACUCACAGCUUUAGACGAUGGGGUUCCCACGCGCUCUGGUACUGCAAGCAUCAUUGUUCGCGUGUUGGACACAAAUGACAACGCACCUCAGUUCGAGAAAGACAACUACACCAUGUACUUAUCAGAAAACGCGCAUAUUGGCAGCCUUGUGGCUAAAUUAAAUGCAACAGAUUUAGAUGAAGGUUCAAACUCAGAGAUCGAAUACGCUUUCAGUCUGUAUACAUCAGAAAAGACACAAGAAACAUUCGGUUUAAAUCCCACUAAUGGCGAAAUUCAUGUCAAAUCCACGAUCAAUUAUGAGGAUUUCAAAAUAUAUGACAUGGAGAUUAUAGCAAAGGAUAAAGGCGCAAAUUCUCUGUCCAGCCAAUGUAAAUUAACAGUCUUGGUGACCGAUAUGAAUGACAAUCAUCCAGAAAUAUCAAUAAAGUCCUUCCAGAGUCCAAUUAAAGAAGACGUGGUCGUAGACACUGUUAUUGCAGUGGUCAGUGUCAGUGAUAAAGACUCUGGAGAAAAUGGGAUUGUGGACAUCCAUAUUUCUGACACACUACCCUUUUCAUUGAAAAAGUCGGCAGAUAACUAUUACGAGCUUGUAAUUUCAAAACCGUUAGAUCGGGAAAAAGUACCAGAGUAUGCUAUUACAUUUACAGUUACGGAUAGGGGCUCUCCACCAUUGUUCGACAAUGAAACUAUAACGCUGGAGUUGUUAGACGUUAACGACAACGUUCCCCAAUUCCCUCAGUCACUGUACACAAUUCCAGUUGUGGAGAACAAUGCACCUGGAGCACUAUUAAGUUCCCCGACAGCCUUUGAUCCAGACCUCCACGAAAACCAAUACUUAGUAUACUUUAUCAUAGAAAAGGAAAUUGCGAACACGUCUAUGUCCAUGCUCUUUUCCAUCAACCCAGAGAAUGGUAACCUUUACGCGCUGAAAACGUUUGACUACGAGAUAGAAAAGGAGUUCCUCUUCCACAUUGAAGCAAGGGAUUCCGGUAUCCCUCCACUAAGCAGUAACGUAACAGUUCAUAUUAUUAUAAUGGACCAGAAUGACAACACACCAGUUAUUGUAUCUCCGUGGCGCGCGCACGGCUCCGUGGUUGAGAAAAAGAUUCCAAGAUCUACAGACAAAGGAUCUCUGGUGGCUAAAGUUAUCGCCAUAGACACAGACUCUGUGCACAAUUCUCGGAUAACAUAUCAGUUCCUAGUGAACACUGAAGCCACCUUAUUUAGUCUGGACCAAUAUAACGGAGAGAUUCGGACUACGAGAAUGUUCAGUUACAGAGACGCGCGCCAUCAGCGCUUGAUUGUGAUAGCCAAGGACAACGGAGAGCCCGCUCUGUCUGCGACAGUUACAAUCAAACUUUCAACAGUGGAAACGGACAUGAAAUCUUACUCAGACAUGACUGAAGUGCCUUUGGAACAUGACAUCUUUUCUGACUUAAACCUUUGUCUCGUUAUUGGAUUGGGCUCUGUGUCAUUUCUGUUACUGAGCACCAUUCUGGUCACCAUCGUACUGAAGUGCCAAAAACCGAAACACAGCAAAGCAGCGCCUCCUUCUAGGAACAGUGUGAUCAGUUCAGAGAGGAAUUCUACCUUUGCGGAUUCUACACUGGUCUCAAACGAUGCUUACUGGUACAGUAUGUUCCUUGCGGAGACGAGGAAAGGGAAGCUGGUCGUCAGGCAGCCGGCGCCAAAGGGGUCGCGGUAUGUUGUGUCCAGUUUACCAAGAGGCACAGGUCUGACAGAGACCAGCGAUUCAGCUGCCUCGACACUUCAGUACUCAAAAUGAGAGAGAUCCCUUCCCACAGCUGGAGGCGUCCACCACCACCAGCAGCAGCUCCUCGUGAGGCCCCUCCUGGCUACGCUGGUGCCGGAGUGACGUCAGGAGGACCCCCCCACCACCCUCCCAUCUCUCAACCCCCCUGUACAGCCCUGCCUGCCCCCGAUGAGCUGAGAAAAACCACGAGGCUCCUGGGGCCACCUGCUCUUCUCAUCCCCACUCAUCCUCCCACACACCUGCACAAGCCACGGCAGGCCCCCCCCGCCCUUCACCCUGGACCUUGGCUGACCAGCCCUCACCCUUUACUGCUCCGUCACACACAGCCACCGUCCCCAUCAUCAAAGCCUCUUCAUCCUGCCUGUUAGCCCACAUGACUCUGCAUGGCCACGACCUUCACGCUUCUGGCUCCUUCAUGUUAACCAUACCUCCUCACUGGAGUGAGGACAACUGGGAAAAUGCGGAUAUGGACAAUAUCCGAUGGAGGACAAUACGGAAAACCACGGAACCCAACUUGCUGCAGAGCGCGGAGAGGCAGAGAGGAGUAAAGGAUUAUCCUGAUGGGGAACGUGAACUGAUGGCAUGGGAAAGAAAUGGUGUGUGUUAAAAAUGAGAACAAAAAGAAAAGAGAAAAAACACUGAAACACAGAAAACAAUAUGUACAGAAAAGGGUAUCUUCAGACUAUGUAAUAUCACUGUUUUCAGCUAAUUAAGUAGGGAUGUGUUCCUGCAAAAUGCCUGCAAAUAUCAGUAACAUGUACACAGACCACCUAGCCCUUCUUAUAUAUAUAUAUAUAUAUAGGUUGUAUUGCCGCUGAACACCUUACACAUUUUGCUCAUAGUACCCAAUGUAAUCAUAAUCUGAUACCAGUAUUUUAUCAAAACAACAGCAAUUUUUUCCGCUCAAAAUCAGGCCACACAGAUUUGCAUGAUUUCUUCUGCACUGGACACAACUGACGACAAAAGAAAAGACACCGUCAGUCCCUCACUAUUCCUUCCUUUGUCUGUCUGGCGCACACAAUCAAAGCCGCCACACAAAGCGCUUUGCUGGUCCUGUUUUUAAAUAUUCAUAAACUACUCAACACUGAGUGAGGAGUCAUAUUGAUUAGCGAAUCUGAAGGCCGACUGUUUUGUCUGUACUUACAGACAGCCUCUCAGUCAGCAACAGAAAAAUCAGUGCGGUUCAGUCAGGCCAAUUUACAGGGUGCUGAGGAGACAACCUAGGGCAAGGAUUUGCCAAUGAACCAACACCAGACAACUCUUCCUGUUUCACCUUUUAAUUUGGUUGCAUUUCAAACUGGAUGUGGACCCAGUCCACCCUUUAAACCAUUCUAAUCUUCAUGACAUGCUCACGCAGUGAUUGGUCUGGGGGGGUUUCCUUGGCUUCAAAGUCAAACCAAUCAUGAUUACCGUGGUGACACAGUUUGUUUAAAUGUUUUCUUUUUCUUUCUCUUUCUCCUUUUUUUCUGUAUGACUGUUAAAACAGUUAUCUGAUUGUUGGGAAUGUGAUUUUAAUGUGCUUUGAUUCUAUGGUAAUGCUUUCUUAUCAUUACAACAAAAGAUGGUAGUGUGCAAUGUACUACAGCAGUCAAGUUUCCUCAUGUAUUUUUUGUAGAUUUCUUUAUUUUAUACCAAAAAAAUAUGGCAGUUGGUAUGAAAAUACCAGAUAUUUUGUAAUGUUGAUCCUAACUGCAACUGCUGCUUUACUUUCUUGUGCAAGCUUCUGAAAGUGCUUUGUGUACGGUAUUAUACUAGUGGUGCAAUAUAUAGCUGUCUUCUUUUGAUCUACAGUAUUAUACUGUGCUGUAUUAUGCUGUCCCUUCAACAGUCAUGGUUAUUGCUUAUGCAUUUGAUAUAUUUCCUGGUAAGAGAAGCAGAGGGUCUGGAAGCUGUCUCUAACUGACUAACUAACUAACUGAGGUCACGGCAUUAGAAAAGGUCAUUCUUGGCCAAGGGUCAUGUUCUCAUGUGUGGACAUUUGUGCCUUUCACAGAUGCCAGUCUGUGCGUGUGUGAGAUGGUGGCUGUAUUACAAAGACUCUGUGUUUAACAGCUAUUUAAGAGAGAGAGACGGAUAGAGGGGGGAAGAUGAAAAACAGCUGUGUUUCAGCUGUGUACAGCCUAGACAAACAGCAGAAGGCGGGGGUAGGAAGUUCUUGCAACUCUCUGUCCUGAUUUCGACACAAGUAGUCAACAAUCAGUAAUAGCCAUCCCAGCCAGCUUUCACUUGAAAAGGCACACUGAGUUCUCAUGAAAGGCAUGCUAACUCUUAGCUGGUGCUGAUGGUACCACUGCUGAAAGUGGGUCACACACACACACACACUGCUCAUGAAAGCCACAAUUAUUAAUUUAACCUGAAGCUUUUUUUCCCUGAUAGAGGAAAUGGAGCACCCAUUUAUGCAUUCCAGAUUGAGUGAGUUUGCUCCAUCCUCUCUCCCGAACCUGAUGUGACCCGGCCUGUGUCUCUGCAGUGGGUGUCGGGGCUGGUGGAGGGGAAGCUGAGUAAGUGCAUUACUGCACUGCUGGUGAUCAGAUGGCCUCACAACCUUUUUAACACAAAC